Molecule: messenger RNA, 3950 nt
Organism: Oncorhynchus nerka (sockeye salmon)
Lineage: Eukaryota; Metazoa; Chordata; Actinopteri; Salmoniformes; Salmonidae
Product: T-cell-specific surface glycoprotein CD28-like
Exons: 5
Coding region: 1052-1573 (173 amino acids)
Biological process (GO): T cell receptor signaling pathway; regulation of T cell proliferation
Cellular component (GO): external side of plasma membrane
Source: RefSeq, a predicted model, not a curated record
GGAGUACUUGCUAAAGUUAUACUACCUGCUACUUCCGGGUUGGAGCGAGCAGUCGCAUCCGCACUUCGGUCUGCACUUCGGUCUGCAGGAGACAGAAUGCAUCUCCUUCCUGAGAUCACUACCAUCCCUGACCUGAUGGAGUGGCAGGACCGGCUUAUUACUGAGAUCAGUACUAUCACUGACCUGAUGGAGUGGCAGGACUGGCUUAUUACUGAGAUCAGUACUAUCCCUGACCUGAUGGAGUGGCAGGACCGGCUUAUUACUGAGAUCACUACUAUCCCUGACCUGAUGGAGUGGCAGGACCGGCUUAUUACUGAGAUCAGUACUAUCCCUGACCUGAUGGAGUGGCAGGACUGGCUUAUUACUGAGAUCAGUACUAUCCCUGACCUGAUGGAGUGGCAGGACUGGCUUAUUACUGAGAUCAGUACUAUCCCUGACCUGAUGGAGUGGCAGGACCGGCUUAUUACUGAGAUCACUACUAUCCCUGACCUGAUGGAGUGGCAGGACUGGCUUAUUACUGAGAUCACUACUAUCCCUGACCUGAUGGAGUGGCAGGACCGGCUUAUUACUGAGAUCAGUACUAUCCCUGACCUGAUGGAGUGGCAGCACCAGCAGCACCGGCAGCACCGGCAGCACCGGCAGCACUGGCAGCACCGGCAGCACUGGCAGCACCGGCAGCACCGGCAGCACCGGCAGCACAAGUUUAUUUCUAUCCUUUUGGAAUAUUUCCUGAUAACAAUGUUACAUUUCAUAACUUCUUAUAACAAUAAAAGCUAAUUUACCAACAUUUCUGAAAAUGGAUAUAUAGCGUUUUGGAAUUAAACUCUUCAGAUCAAUAUAGAGAGAGAAGAGGGUUCACAAUGUUUUUUCUGAUAUUGAAUGUUGCAGUCACAGAUGGGUUCAUUUUAUCUUUAUAAUCAAACAACAAAAGGUUCAGAGAUCUAAUGUGGCAACCACUUCCUGGCUGAGCAAACAGGAUGGAGUGAGAGACAGACCUCUGUCCAUACAGAGUGUAUCUCUCCACAGCAGAGUGUCCGUCUCCUGCCCCAACAUGACAGGAGACGAUCUGAGAUUCCACCUCUCUUUGAACCAGUCCCUCGUUCACACCACAGUGCUCAAGAGGAACCAGAAUCACACCAGAAACAACCAAUCAGACACCUGGGUCCAGUUCUACCUAGCUGAACAGAACCUGAACCACAACCUAACCAACCGCUAUGUGUUCACGGUCAACGGAACAGGACUGUACAUCUGCAGAGCAGAGAGGCUGUGGUCACCCCCUUAUAAAGUGGACUCUGUUCACACUCUACUGAUAACAGAGAAGCAGUGUCUGAAACCCCAUGAUCCACUGGCCAAACAGAGUUGUGUGGAGGAUCCUAAUCCCCUCCUUCUGUGUCUGCUGCUGGUCGGAUGUGGGGUGCUACUCCUCUACAGCACCAUCCUCACCAUCAUCGUCAUCCUCAUCUGGAGGAAGCUGAAGAAGGAAGUGUCUGCUCAGAGUACAUACCUGAACAUAAAGCUAGGAGAGAAGAGAGUUCCUCAGAGAGUCCAGUAUCCAGUCACCGGAAGGUUCUGACGCUGACCUUCCUAAGGCAGUGUGUGCACUACUAGAAUGGCUUCAUACUGCAUUGGAACGGCUUCAUACUGCAUUAGAAUGGCUUCAUACUGCAUUGGAACGGCUUCAUACUGCAUUAGAAUGGCUUCACGAUGCAUUGGAACGGCUUCACGAUGCAUUGGAACGGCUUCACGAUGCAUUGGAACGGCUUCAUACUGCAUUGGAACGGCUUCAUACUGCAUUAGAACGGCUUCAUACUGCAUUAGAACGGCUUGAUACUGCAUUAGAACGGCUUCAUACUGCAUUGGAAUGGCUUCAUACUGCAUUAGAACUGUUUCAUACUGCAUUAAAACGGCUUCAUACUGCAUUGGAACGGCUUCAUACUGCAUUAGAACUGUUUCAUACUGCAUUAGAACGGCUUCAUACUGCAUUGGAAUGGCUUCAUACUGCAUUAGAACUGUUUCAUACUGCAUUAAAACGGCUUCAUACUGCAUUGGAACGGCUUCAUACUGCAUUAGAACUGUUUCAUACUGCAUUAGAACUGUUUCAUACUGCAUUAGAACGGCUUCAUACUGCAUUAGAACUGUUUCAUACUGCAUUAGAACUGUUUCAUACUGCAUUGGAAUGGCUUCAUACUGCAUUAGAACUGUUUCAUACUGCAUUAGAACGGCUUCAUACUGCAUUAGAACUGUUUCAUACUGCAUUAGAACUGUUUCAUACUGCAUUAGAACUGUUUCAUACUGCAUUAGAACGGCUUCAUACUGCAUUAGAACUGUUUCAUACUGCAUUAGAACUGUUUCAUACUGCAUUGGAAUGGCUUCAUACUGCAUUAGAACUGUUUCAUACUGCAUUAGAACGGCUUCAUACUGCAUUAGAACUGUUUCAUACUGCAUUAGAACGGCUUCAUACUGCAUUAGAAUGGCUUCAUACUGCAUUGGAAUGGCUUCAUACUGCAUUAGAACUGUUUCAUACUGCAUUAGAACUGUUUCAUACUGCAUUGGAACGGCUUCAUACUGCAUUAGAACGGCUUCAUACUGCAUUAGAACUGUUUCAUACUGCAUUGGAACGGCUUCAUACUGCAUUAGAAUGGCUUCAUACUGCAUUGGAACUGUUUCAUACUGCAUUAGAACUGUUUCAUACUGCAUUAGAACUGUUUCAUACUGCAUUGGAACUGUUUCAUACUGCAUUAGAACGGCUUCAGAAUACAUUAUUCUUACAGGCUUUAAGUAAAGUUUCACCAAUCAGGAUGUUUGUAUUAAAGGGUGUUGACCGACACUGUAUAAUCUCUGUGUUGACUGCCUCCCUAUUGGUUAAUGCUUUGUAUAAUCUCUGUGUUGACUGCCUCCCUAUUGGUUAAUGCUUUGUAUAAUCUCUGUGUUGACUGCCUCCCUAUUGGUUAAUGCUUUGUAUAAUCUCUGUGUUGACUGCCUCCCUAUUGGUUAAUGCUUUGUAUAAUCUCUGUGUUGACUGCCUCCCUAUUGGUUAAUGCUUUGUAUAAUCUCUGUGUUGACUGCCUCCCUAUUGGUUAAUGCUUUGUAUAAUCUCUGUGUUGACUGCCUCCCUAUUGGUUAAUGCUUUAUAUAAUCUCUGUGUUGACUGCCUCCCUAUUGGUUAAUGCUUUGUAUAAUCUCUGUGUUGACUGCCUCCCUAUUGGUUAAUGCUUUGUAUAAUCUCUGUGUUGACUGCCUCCCUAUUGGUUAAUGCUUUGUAUAAUCUCUGUGUUGACUGCCUCCCUAUUGGUUAAUGCUUUGUAUAAUCUCUGUGUUGACUGCCUCCCUAUUGGUUAAUGCUUUGUAUAAUCUCUGUGUUGACUGCCUCCCUAUUGGUUAAUGCUUUGUAUAAUCUCUGUGUUGACUGCCUCCCUAUUGGUUAAUGCUUUGUAUAAUCUCUGUGUUGACUGCCUCCCUAUUGGUUAAUGCUUUGUAUAAUCUCUGUGUUGACUGCCUCCCUAUUGGUUAAUGCUUUGUAUAAUCUCUGUGUUGACUGCCUCCCUAUUGGUUAAUGCUUUAUAUAAUCUCUGUGUUGACUGCCUCCCUAUUGGUUAAUGCUUUGUAUAAUCUCUGUGUUGACUGCCUCCCUAUUGGUUAAUGCUUUGUAUAAUCUCUGUGUUGACUGCCUCCCUAUUGGUUAAUGCUUUGUAUAAUCUCUGUGUUGACUGCCUCCCUAUUGGUUAAUGCUUUGUAUAAUCUCUGUGUUGACUGCCUCCCUAUUGGUUAAUGCUUUGUAUAAUCUCUGUGUUGACUGCCUCCCUAUUGGUUAAUGCUUUGUAUAAUCUCUGUGUUGACUGCCUCCCUAUUGGUUAAUGCUUUGUAUAAUCUCUGUGUUAACUGCCUCCCUAUUGGUUAAUGCUUUGUACGAAGCUGUUUGUGUUUCAAAAGUAAAGGAAGGAGAAAGUUCA